AUGUAUCGACCGUCGACGCACCUGAGAAGAGGGAUGUCAGUCAGAUUGACUUGUGCGCCUCAGGUGAAGCCAGCAGAACCCUGGCUGUGGCAUCAGCUGUUCGAGAAGGAGAGGCAGAACGAUGGCUGGGCGGGUGUCGACUGCGACGUCCAGGAGCCAGAAAGCGGGGCGCUCCGCAAGGCUGAGGAAUUACUCAGCACUGGCCCUGGCCCAGAACUCCCGAUGAAGCUCCUGUUCCGCUUGCGCAGGUACUUGGCACAGAGGAGAAUGCCAAGCCUUCCGGAUGCGCUUCGAUGUGCAGCAGACCACGGGCAUCAGGUGGUUCUGGAGCUUUUGCUGCAUCUCCGUGCCGAUCCAAACGUUCCCGCCGACAGUGGCGCCCACGGCGUCGGUUUUACACAGGUGGGAGCAUACCCGUUGCAUCUGGCCGCAAAACGUGGCCGCCUCGAGGUGAUGGAGGUGUUGCUGAAAGCCGGAGCCUGCAUAGAUGCGGCCGACCAAAACGGGCGGACGGGGCUUAUGGUGGCAGCGGCCAGUGGACAGCAUUCUGCCAUCCUCUGGCUGCUUUGCCAUCGAGCCGCAGCGGAUAGCAGCACUCACUACGGCUACACAGCCUUGCACUAUGCCGCCCUCGUUCCGAGGCCUGAGGUAGUCCACGCCUUGUUAGAGGGCCGUGCGAGCUCGAAUGUGGUGGACCGUGAAGGUCGCAGUGCUUUGCACGCAGCUCUUUCCACGCUGCCCAGAGCACGUACCGAGGGUGCCGCCGUGUCCACAAGCUGUGAUCCGUCAGGCAUUGGCGAUGAGUAUUGCUAUGAGAAUGACAUCUCUCAUGGCUACCGAAGGAAGGAGCAGGAGGAGGCGCAAGUCCAGGCCGUCCAAACUGCCGUGACGGCUCUGAUGCGCCACGGAGCCGAUGCGGAGCUGCGAGACGGUUCCGGCCGCUCCGCCAUCGACGUGGUUCAGGACAAGCGUCGGGCUGACCUCGCGGUGUGGCUCCGGAAGCUGUCGGAUCCUGCCUGCGAAGGUUUCAAAGCAGACCUCGGCCUCGUGCCCCUCAUGGCAGCGCCAAUGUGCGCUGCAAGCGCGGCUCGCCGGACUCGGCAUGGAUCGUCGCAACGCGCAAGCCGGCAUGCCCAAAGUCUCGGCAUGCUUGGCCUUCUGCUCACUCUGCCCAGAGAGACCUCGGCCUCGGGCGUUGGAGCCUUGAGCUUCGUUCCCGUCGCUGUCACCGAGCAUUGCGAGAAGGGGGAGUGGUGUGCUCUUCCUGAUAACUUUUUGUCCGCCCACGAAGCCUUCGAGUUCGCACUUCUUCGCAUCAACGAAAUGCGGCAAAAGUGCUAUGGCUUCACAUUGGCACCUGUAAGACGACAAGAUUACAUGGUGGCGGGAACCCUCCGGAAAGACAUGGAUGGCUAUUCCCUCUACCAUCUGCGUCUGAAUUCAACGAAUCAAUUCGUUCCGACCAAAGUAGAUGUGGAAGUGGCUCACUUACAUCGCAUCACCGAUCUCUCCAUCUUCCAGGUCACGAAAGUCGAGCCACAAGCUUGCAACCUUUUCAGUGCAGCCGACGAUGCUGAACUCCUCAUUCCGACAAGUUGGCAAGAAGCCAAGGAAGCAGCUGAGACUGCGAGGAAGGUCUUCAAUGAGCAGAUCAAGACGUUCUGCCCGGAGAAGCGGCCUUUGCAGAUCCUCCGCAUCCUGGCCGCGGCGCGGCAGCCGGUGGAGGGCAAGGUGUUGAGAUUGCAGUUGGAGCUGCGACAGGAAGAGGAGAACUUCGGUGGCUCUUUCGAAGAGCAGGUCCUGGUUUCCUAUGCCCUGGACCAUCACGUGCCAGAGGAGAUGUCACUGGUACCCGAGGUCUAUGCAGGUCGGUACCCAUGCAGGAUGGGACAACAAGAAGAUGAGCAAACUGCCCUGGACUUCUUCAAGUCCAGCCGACGACUGGGCUCCGGGAAAGCAUCCGAACGCAGGCUGUCUUGGGAUCCAAUCUCUGCUUCCGAAGCAGCGGCUGCGGCUGGGCGCGACCAUCAGCUGGAGCGCCCUUUCCAGGAGCAAGGCUUGGAUCUGCCGGACAACUUUGACCCUCGAGUGGAGAAGACACUGUGCUUUCCUCGUGGCAUCUCCCGACAUCAAGGCAGCUGCGGUUCCAGCUGGGCUUUUGCUGCGACAGCUGUGGCCUCUUUCCGUGAAUGUCUGGUCAAACUGCACGGAGGUGAGGUGCCUGCUUCCUUGAGCUUCCUGUCAGCCCAGGAGCUCGUGUCGUGCUCCGCGCACCACGGCUGCUCCGGCGGAAGUGCCGCCGAGGCUUUCUACUACAUGAAACAGCACGGGGCGGCCAGGGAAACCUGCUCACCAUACCGAAUGCGAUGCUUCCACGACCAGUCCACAAUAUCCAUGGAGGCCGCAGACUUCAAGACAGCCGUGGCCCACACGCAGAGUUCGGAAUAUGCCACAAUGUGCCACGAGUCUGCUGAUGCGGAGACAGCCGCCUGUAAAUGCCUGCCCAAUGUCUUCCACCUUUCGGAAACGGUCGCCUGUGACCUGCUUCCCGCUGCAUGCCCAAAGACUCGUAUCCCCAGCUACUUCAAGAUCCGGGGGACUAUGGAGGGCAAUACCGUGCCAGAGUUGGAGCGACACAUGAUGCAGGAGCUGAUUACCGAUGGUCCUUUGUACGUGUCGCUCUUCCUUUAUGAGGACUUCUUUGAUCAGACCUCCUGGUCCGAAAGUGGGAUCUUCGAGCACAGACGCGGUGAUCCUCUCGGAAGGCACGGCGCCGCGCUCAUUGGCUGGGGCACGGACAUGGACAGCCGUGACUAUUGGCUGCUGCUCAAUUCUUUUGGCAUGCAGUGGCGUCAGGGAGGCUACUUCAAGAUUCUGCGUGGAGACACACCCGAACAGUUGCUGCACUACGGUGCCUGGGGUGCAGAUUUUCAGUCUACCGAAGAUGAGAGGAAGCGUCCUCCGGCAAUCUUCGCAGUGGAGGUGUCCUUCUCACCCGUUCCUCUGCGCCAUGGCAUCGCCAGCGAGCCUUUGACAGAGCUUGCGCAUGUUUGGUUGCGUGUUGCGUUUGCCACCGACGAGCGGGCCAAAGCUCUCGUCCGCCUGCUCGGACUGGCAAGCGGUAUGACAGCAGAAGUUUCAGAGAAAUCCGUGCCGGCCAACACAGUGGAACUGGGAGAAAUGGAAGGAGGUGAGGCUCACACCGUCCAGAUUGACCUCAUGAAGCACUCUUUGUUGGGUGAUCGACUUGAGCUGCGUGUUUGGGCGCUGAGCCCAGCGCCAGUCAGCGGUAGGCGCAAGUGUCGCAAGAGCUUAGUGGCUUAG
Molecule: messenger RNA, 3324 nt
Organism: Symbiodinium sp. CCMP2456
Lineage: Eukaryota; Dinophyceae; Suessiales; Symbiodiniaceae
Source: the annotation of a GenBank genome assembly